This is a messenger RNA of Phytophthora infestans T30-4, 762 nucleotides long. RefSeq lists its product as uncharacterized. NCBI's taxonomy places the organism in Eukaryota, Oomycota, Peronosporomycetes, Peronosporales, Peronosporaceae. The transcript is spliced from 3 exons. Bases 1 to 762 code for a protein of 253 amino acids. The record is from RefSeq and is a predicted model, not a curated record.
AUGGAUGAGGAUUUCUUUUCGUCGCUGGAAGAGGCCAAUUACCUGUGCCACGAGUCUCCCGCCAAGAGCUCGUGCUUCAGCUUGAAGCUGUCGGAGUCAACGAUUCUGCACAAACAUUGGGAAAAGCGUCGUGCUGUGCGAACCAAAGUCGUCGUCACUUUGAGCUUGUUGCUGUUGGCGGGCGUGGGGACUGCAGCUCUGUCUACUUCGGUAGAUGCAACUGCGUUUACGAUGAAGAUGCGUGGCGCGCACCCAAUAUUUCGUGGCAAGGCGAGUGAGGUCUACGCUGGUGACGAUACCCCAGAGUUCGAAGACGCCAUCCUUGCUGCAGACGAAACGGACAGUCAGCUCGAAACGGACUACGCACUGGAUGAAGACGAACUCGACCCGCAAGUACACAAAUACAGUCAGUCGCCGUACCUUGCACAGUCGACAUCCACACUACGUACCAUCUGGAAAAACUCGUCGAGGUUCUUCACGUGUUCUCCCGUAGUGGAAAUGCUUGAUAACUGGCAGGAAAUCUCGGAGUUGGAACGGAAAUUUCUCCGUCAUGACAACUUUGGCUUCAAAGUCUUUGUGCAUUCGACGCGCAGUGGGUACAAGUGUCAGACUCCGGGUAAAAAAGUGAAAGGUGUGGGUACAUUCCGCUGUACCGGUACAGUCGUGCACCUCCAAUUCGGCACCGGUAUCAGUCGAUACCCUGCCAGAUUUUAUGAUUACGCGAAUCGGAUGCGCAAUUACCUUUGCCCAUCACCACCCUAG